This is a messenger RNA of Exaiptasia diaphana, 1401 nucleotides long. Its product is annotated as probable inactive peptidyl-prolyl cis-trans isomerase-like 6. The record is from RefSeq and is a predicted model, not a curated record. The coding region runs from base 26 to 928 and encodes 300 amino acids. Gene Ontology annotation, molecular function: peptidyl-prolyl cis-trans isomerase activity. The transcript is spliced from 9 exons. Gene Ontology annotation, biological process: protein peptidyl-prolyl isomerization. NCBI's taxonomy places the organism in Eukaryota, Metazoa, Cnidaria, Anthozoa, Actiniaria, Aiptasiidae.
AAUUCCACUUGCCAUAACAGAAAAGAUGGCGGACAAGCAGAAGGUGUCGGUGGUAGGACUCCUAAAAGAGGUGGAUUUCCACAUGGUAAAAAGCGCUGCAGAGAAAUUACAUCAGAAAGAGCCCGAUGUAUUUGUUCAACCCGAUAUUGUGGGACUGUUGGAGUGCGAUUGGAUCAACUUUAUAAAUCUAAAGAAAAGGGAAAAGAAAGGUGAAAUGUGGUCAUUCCAAGACUGUGUUGUAGUUUUUAUAGAUGGUCAGUUAAUUGGUGGAAAAGAUGACUUUCUUAAGCUUGCAAAUGACACAUACAACUGUCAAGAUUUUAGACCUCUUCCUUUAUGGUAUGCAAUGGCAAAAGAAACAUAUAAAAACCAUUUUGUUGAUACAAAGCAUAACUUUGUGUUCUUGGAAAUAGCAAUUGGUAAUGAAAGCAUUGGAAAAAUGAUAUUAGAGUUAAUAUCUGAUCGGUUACCGAAGACUUGUGAAAACUUUAUGGCAUUAAUACAAGGACAUAUGGUUGAAGACAAGCGACAUGACCCCCCCUUAAAGCUGAGUUACAGAAAUACUAUCAUCCAUCGUAUUGUACCAAAYGGCUGGAUACAAGGGGGAGAUUUUGAAGGUGGUAGAGGUGUGGGUGGAGAAUCGAUUUAUGGACCUAUAUUCGAAGACGAAGAUUUCUCUGUAGCGCACACUAAGCGGGGUAUUGUUGGAAUGGCUAAUAAGGGACGUCAUACAAACGGUUCUCAAUUCUACAUCACGUUACAGCCCGCACCAUGGAUGGACACUAAAUAUGUAGCCUUUGGACAAGUCAUUGAGGGUUUGAAUGUCUUAGAUAUUCUMGAGAAUCAAGAAACCUUCAAUGAACGACCAAAGAAAUCCUGUUCAAUCAUAGACUGUGGUAUACUAGAUGUCAAUCAACUAUGGAAAUAGACCAAACMAGUAAAACCAGUUUUGAUGACUGGUUAUUGGGACCGAGUUAUCAUGACUGGAUCAAAAAGAUAGCCCUAAGUCUAGAAUAGCUCAUGCCACUUUAACCUUUGCGUUGGGAUUUAAAUGAAUACUUAACGAUGUUCCGGCGCUUUUCCUGUUGGAGCCUUGCUAAGCAGCCCUUAUAACGGCUGUAACUGUGCCUAUCUUUGCAUAAUCGAGUCGUAUAGGUUUAAAGUGAUGCGUUAUUUUACUAUAUCAGUCUAAAGAAAUYUGUAUAGUGAUAAUAGUAGACGUAUAGUACGCACAAUCAGAUUAGCUGAGAACUGGUGUUCUCGAGUGAAAUAGAUACGUUACUGAAGGUGGCAUCAUGUCGUUGGACGAAGAAGUCCGAAUGAUCUUUUGAAAGCAGAUAGAAGAGGAUUUCCUGUUUUCAGUUUGGUAUCUAUUACUGAGAAGGAGAAACGCUCGCCUUC